Oxyura jamaicensis (ruddy duck) is the source of this 928-nucleotide messenger RNA. RefSeq lists its product as uncharacterized. The record is from RefSeq and is a predicted model, not a curated record. The coding region runs from base 44 to 928 and encodes 294 amino acids. NCBI's taxonomy places the organism in Eukaryota, Metazoa, Chordata, Aves, Anseriformes, Anatidae. The transcript is spliced from 7 exons.
UGUUGCCUAGUGAAGCUCUUACAUUUUUAUAGAUUAAAUAUUUAUGCACAUAGUGUGGGAGGCUGACAGAAAAUACCAGAUGUUAACUCUCUCCUCUGUGGAAACAUUCACCCUGAGAAACAGACUAAUUACAAUGGAUGAAGAUCAGCACUCAUAUUGUGAAGAAAGUAUCCCACUUUCAUUACUAUCCUGGUUCUGGAAGAAGAAGGGGAAUUUUGCAUCUGCUGCUGCUAAAAGUCAAAGCAGAACAGAUGCAUGGGUACGAACAGUUACCCCUUCAUGCUCUUGUGUUCCUGAAGGUUCAGUAAGAAGUGAUCCUGAACCUAAACCACAGACCACCAUUCACUCAUCUGUUCCUCUACCAGGCAGCGUUAUGGAUUUUUCAGGGGAGAUACAAGAACAUCCUUCAUGUGUGAUUAAAAGUGUAAUGCUUGAAGAGACACCUGAGCAGGAUGGGGAGGGAAAAUUUUGGCUGCACAAAAUUGGAAUGAGUAUAAACAAGUGGUCACUACUGAAUUCCCUGAUUGGAAGGGGUGAAGACAGAGCUCUAGAAAAAGAUCAUCAAAAUACAUCUGGAUUUUUUUCUGAAACUGAUCACAAACUGACAGAGCUUGAAGAAUGCAGAACCAAAGAAGUGCCAUAUAUUCCAUACAAAUUAGCUACAUUCUAUAUCAUCAAGCAUGAGGAACAAGCAAGUAGAGCUAAAAGCCUUAGCUCAGUACCAGAUAUGCAACGUCAUUGGCAUGAGCAAAAUGUGUUGGAAACAGUCCUGGAGAAAAUCCAUGUGGCCAAAACUCAAUUAGAGUUGAAGAUGACCAGUACUGUGGGGAAAAAUAAAAAAGACCUUUUAAAGGAUGUUAACAUCAAAAGGGGAGCCAGAGAUAAUGUUGGUCCAAUACUUGAUGAGGAUGGUCACCUCACAAAUUGA